AUGGGAACGAAGGCUAUGAUCCACACCAUUGCAGGUGCUGCUCGUGGCUUUCCUAUCGAAUCCAUUGGAACUCUUCUGGACGAACCUUUCACAGGUGUAGUCUACCUUGCAAGUUCGGGAAUCAAGGACUUUACAAGCCUUCGCGGUAAGCGCGUAGGCUACGUAGGAGAAUUUGGAAAGAUUCAGAUUGAUGAGCUUGCUGCGCAUUUCGGAAUGUCUCAAUCUGACUAUACCGCCGUGCGGGUGGGCAUGAAUGUUGCUGAUGCAAUCAAGCGCGGCGAGAUCGAUGCUGGUAUUGGUCUCGAGAAUGUCCAGAUGGUCGAACUCGAAGAAUGGUGCAAAGAAACUGGCCGUCCCUCGGAUGAAGUCAAAAUGCUGCGCAUUGAUGAGCUCGCUCAGCUCGGCUGCUGUUGCUUUUGCUCUAUCCUGUAUAUCGCCAACAAGCCGUUCUUGGAAAACCACCCCGAGAAGGCCCGUGCGUUUAUGCGUGGAGUAAAGCGUGCUACUGAUUUUGUAACGUCUUUCCCCACAGAAGCGUGGGGUGAAUACAAGCAGUACAAAAAGCAAAUGAAUUCGUCUCUAUGUGACAAAAUGUUUGAGCGUUCUUUCGUUUAUUUGAGCCGAGACUGCUCGAAUGUUCCUCGCGACUGGAACAAGGUUACGAACUACUGCAAGCGCCUCGGUGUCGUCAAGCCUGACUUUGUACCGAACAUGUCUAAUACUUACCUUUCAUGGGAGCGUCUCCCGGACGUGGAUGACCCUAUUGCUAAACAGCGAGUGAUUGCCGAGCACCAGCAAAAUGUGGCCAAGAAUGGUGGUGUUCUUGCGGGUAGCAUACCUGCUAAGUAG
This is a messenger RNA of Malassezia globosa CBS 7966, 849 nucleotides long. RefSeq lists its product as uncharacterized. Gene Ontology annotation, biological process: thiamine biosynthetic process. Lineage: Eukaryota; Fungi; Basidiomycota; Malasseziomycetes; Malasseziales; Malasseziaceae. The coding region runs from base 1 to 849 and encodes 282 amino acids. The record is from RefSeq and is a predicted model, not a curated record. The transcript has a single exon.